Molecule: messenger RNA, 849 nt
Organism: Nematostella vectensis (starlet sea anemone)
Lineage: Eukaryota; Metazoa; Cnidaria; Anthozoa; Actiniaria; Edwardsiidae
Product: lysophosphatidic acid receptor 3
Exons: 1
Coding region: 1-849 (282 amino acids)
Biological process (GO): G protein-coupled receptor signaling pathway
Cellular component (GO): membrane
Molecular function (GO): G protein-coupled receptor activity
Source: RefSeq, a predicted model, not a curated record
AUGGUAGCUGUCGGAGGCCCAGUUAUCUUUGCUAUGAAUCUACUUGCCAUAGCAACAUUCCUCAUUAACCGCCAUCUACGCAAGAAGAGCAUUUACCUGGUGAUCAAUCUCGCCAUCUCUGACGCACUCAACGGAGCUGUUUUUUCACCAAUGAUGUGCAACUACCUCAUUAAUAUUGAUAUCAGUCACGUGACGUUAGAUGGGGAUUUCCAGUUUUUCCCCAGAUCGUCUGAUAACCCCCUGAGUGCUCCCAUCCGUACGUUCGUGGUCCUCACCGGUGUUCACCUGUUUACCCUCACACUCAUCUCCCUGGAGCGCAUGUUCGCAACAGUCUGGCCAUUACGUCAUCGAAACAGUGAUCCCCGGAUGUACGUAGCAUGCUGCAUAGUCACGUGGUUCGUUGUUGUGAUCUUUCUGCUGGCAGCGAUAGCCGAAUUUAAUGUGAUUGCACAAUCCGGCGCCUUGUUAGCCAUACUGGCGUUAUUUAUAAUUGCUGUCUCGUAUCUCGUCAUCUUCAUCAAAGUCAAGCUCCAACACCAGCAGCACAACAACACCUCACAACUCGCUGUACAGAAGGAGCGGAAACUCGCGAUGACGUUGCUUUUGGUCAUACUGACGUCACUGUUGUCAUGGUUUCCUAGCCUGGUUCUGUGGCAACUUCCGAGAGAUAUUCAAAGGAAACUGAGCGUGGUGGAGCACUUGGCUAUCAACCUGUUUUGUGGGCUCAACCCGUUAUGGGAUCCACUUAUUUACAUGUACAGAAUGCCUGAGUACAACAAAGCUCUCAAGAAACUCGUGUGCAAAUGCUCACGGGAUAGGCCAAACUACGUAUAUCCCAUUACAAAUUGA